UCGGCAGUCGGCCUCCACGAGUGACGUAGCGCAGAUAGAAUGCAGAACGUAGUGGUGGUCGGAGUUCGGUAAUUGCAGAUUGGGAGGUCCUAGUGCAACGUCGUGUUUAUAUUUCGUUCCAAUCGUUUCCAACGCCGGCAGUUCAAAUCAAAGUCCCGCAACCGAAAGCUCACUUCCAGCGCUCUUCUUUCUUGAAAAGCCCACCAUAAGAAUAACAAGAACAAGAACAGAAGGGUUAUUCAACCCACUACAGGCAGGCGGUGCGAAGGUACAUCGAAGAGACGACCCAGGUGACAGCAUGACUAGCCUGCGGAUCUGCCAGGCCGUAUCGCUGAACCCCGGUGCUCCGGCACCCUCCUCCAGGACCUGCCUCAUGGGCUGCCGGGGUGUGCAGCCCAGCGAGCUGCGUCGUUUCCCAGUGCACGACGCCGAUCGCUGCCACCACUGGCUGCGUCACUUCGGAGUCAGCGACGAGCUGGUAGAUCGACUCGGCGGCCUCCAGAAGCUGCGCAUCUGCCUCAGACACUUCAGCCAGCGCCAGGAGAUGGCCAAGACCCGCAUCAAGAUGACGCCGCUGCGCAAGUCCUCGUCCGCCAAGGCAGCAGCCCUGCCUAGUAAUGGAGGAACCCCCCUAUCUGGAGGCGGGGCAGGGGCAGCGGCAGGAACAGGAGCGGGACAAGGAGCAGGGAGCGGCGUGGUCAAGACGGCGGCGGCCAACACCACCAUUGAACUCGUGGAGAGCCCCGCCAGACACAUGGAGAAGAAUCACCAGGCCAAGAAGGCCAUGACCAGCAUUGUGACCAUGCCGCAGCGCUCCCACUCCAUCAGCUCCUCGGCCUCCAGCGACGUCCAGUCCAUAAACUCAGACUAUGAGGCCUCGCUGCCACUAUCCGCCUUAGAGGAUUCGCAGAAUGGACUCAACCGCUUGGAGAACGGCCAGACCAAGAAGAGGAAGCUGUACCUGAUCACCGAAAAGCCAGAUGAGACCAAGGGCCACGUACCGGAGAUCAAUGGGCAGGCCAAGAAGCGCAAGAUGUUCGUGGUGGUGGAGCAGGACAAAGAGGCAGCGGGCAAGAAGCUGAUGAUCAUGACCGACAAGCCGCAGGCCAAUCUCACCCAGCAUUUGGAGAAGCUGCUGCCGGAGAUACUGAACCGCAUACAGGACAAGGAACAAAAGCAGAUCAAGCCCACUCCAGUGGUGGUGAAAUCCAAGCCGGUGGUCAGCAAUGCCAGGCCACAUAUAACACUGCCGCCCAAGAAGAAUCCGACUAAUUUUGUGAAGCUGACGCCCACGCCAAGUCCAGUGCCUUCGCCCAUCCCCAUGCCACUUCCAAUUCCGAGUGCCAAGACCCUGAAGACCGAGAUCUUGGAGGAGAAAAUGAAUUCCCAGGACAUCGAGACGAACAUAAACCUAUCGCCCGACUUCCGCUUCCUGAUGAAGAUCCUGCCCAAGCUGGAGCAGCUGCCCGAGCCGCACAAGCAGAACGUCAAGCGUUCCAUCCAGAUCUUCGUGGAGAAGAGCUACAGUAUCUACGGCAACAAGAAUUAGUUACCAGUAUUUGAGCACCGAUUUAAUUUCCAUUUCAAGUGAACAAGUUCCCAUUAUUUUCGAAAGAAUCGUACAUAUAAGAAGGCAUUUCAUUACAUUGUCUAAGACUGAAGCAGCAACCAAUAUAUUGUAUAAGUCCCCGCAGAGCUGAAGCAGCUCCCCCUUUAUAGAUGAAUAAGCCAGUCCAAAAUUUGAUAUUACCCCUGGAUUCGGGUACGUUUUGAAGUUUGAAGGAGUUAAGCCAUACAAUUGAAGACUUUUCUAUAUUGAAUAUACGAAAGCUGAUUUAAGCUCAA
Messenger RNA from Drosophila biarmipes, 1845 nucleotides. RefSeq lists its product as uncharacterized. The coding region runs from base 299 to 1549 and encodes 416 amino acids. Lineage: Eukaryota; Metazoa; Arthropoda; Insecta; Diptera; Drosophilidae. The record is from RefSeq and is a predicted model, not a curated record. The transcript is spliced from 4 exons.